Molecule: messenger RNA, 1121 nt
Organism: Aspergillus sclerotioniger CBS 115572
Lineage: Eukaryota; Fungi; Ascomycota; Eurotiomycetes; Eurotiales; Aspergillaceae
Exons: 2
Coding region: 430-786 (118 amino acids)
Source: RefSeq, a predicted model, not a curated record
UUUACCGGGUCUGUCCAGGUUCUCUACGCCCCCGGGGAUGCCGCGGCCUGUCGUUUCUCUCUUCUCCGCACCUGAAUGACGGUCUCCCGCUCAUAAACCAGCUUGCAUCACACCACUGCCUGCCUUGCCUGCCUUGCCCGCUUUACCACCGGAUCUCCGGAGACCCAGCCGGCCUGCCAGCGUGCACAGUAUAUCUACGAUCCCUCCUGCCAGCACAACACACCACCACCUUUCCUUGAUCCUGAACAAUCCUUCGAUCGUCGUGCAAGAUACCCCUUCCUCGUCCUUUCAUCCUGCAGGGAUACCGGACCGCCUCUGACCGCCACACCGAUGCUUCCGACACCGACCGAUUAACCUAACACCUAAAUACCUCCAUACCUAUACUACCGCUUAUAUACGAACCCACCAACCAGGUUAGCCAACCUCACUAUGGCGUGGUACUCCCUCCUCCCCGCCGACCUCACCUACAUCGAAACCUGGGUUGUGCGCAUCUUCAUAUUCCUCGGUAUCGUGUGUAUAUUUCCCUGGGCGGCGCUUCUCAUCUUCGAUAUAUGUCUGUAUGUGUGGCGGAUGGUGACGUAUGAGUUCCCGGUCAUGGGGGGUCGAGCACGCGGAAAGCAACGACCCCGAGCACCGAGUUUGAAUGAGCGGCCGGAUGGUCAGCCUAGGGUGUUAGUGGGAUUGGGUGGUGGGGGUAGUGGGAGGGAAGAAAAGAAGGUGGAGGUGGAGGAGUUUAAGAGGAGGAUGGUUGUUGGAGUGGGAGUGGAUACGACUGGUGGUGAUUGAGUUGAUCUAUCCGGAUAGAUGGAGUGGUAUACUAAGAUGGAUAUUUCUACGUGUCCGGCUGGGGUUAUGGGUGGGUGAUAUUGCUUUCGGCUGUUGGUGUCGGGCCUCCUGGUGAGUGCUGAUCGACUUUAUGCUUUGAUGCUUGGGUGCAUGCUGUUGAGGCGUGAGUGUGAUUUUUAGCAUAUUAAUACCCCUGUAUAUAUACUGCCUUUGCGGGCUAUUUAACGGCUGAUACUUUUGUUGUUUGUGAAGCGUUUAUGCUGGAGAUACCUGUUGUCUAUUUGACUAGAUUACUUGACCCCUACUGAUAGGGUUACACAUUGCUCAUGUUAUGC